AUGUCGUUAAAAGCAGCAAUGAUGCUGACACCCUCUCCGCCGCCUACUGCAGCAGUGCCCAUACGAAGGCCGUGCAGCGAGACGCAGAAGUCGGCCCACCGAUCUGGCAGCCAGAGUCACGCCGCGAAACCAGCUCUGCUGCUACUUUCAGGCUGUGUCCUUCGCUUUGGCCUGCGAGGAGGGCGCUUGAGCCGCGGCUCGCAGCGGAACGGACUGCGUUCGCCUCGUGUUUCCAGGGCAGCUGGUGGACCUGUCGAGGAGGGGGACACUAUCGCGGUGGUCGGCGCCGGGGGCAAUGCUCCCACCUCGAUGCAGGCUGCUGCCACAACAGACCCGAAGACGGAGCUCAACCACUUUUGCCAGAGGUACUGCCAGCGGCCGGUCACCAAAGCCGAUAUCUCCUACACCACGAACAAGUUCGGGAACCAGUAUCAAAGCAUCGUGAAGCUGGAUUGCAUUCAGGGUCAGGAGUACGCUGGCCACCUUUGUUUGAACCAGAAGGAGGCGGAAAAGUCCGCAGCUGAGCAAGCGGUCAUGGCUUUCCGGCCUCAGAUGGCAACACUGCCGCCGCCGGCAAGCAAGGAUCCAAAGAAGAAGAAGGAGCGGCCGAGGCUCACGCCCGCUGAGCUUGCCGCUAAGAAGGCAAAGCAAGCGGAGGAAGGCGACAACCCCGCGGUGACGCCGAAGACGAAGCUCAAUGCCUUGGUCAUGAAAAUUGCCAAGCGCUAUCUUCAGAAGGGCGAGACCAUCUACGAGACAAAAACUUACGCCGGUGGGGGUCACCAGGCAACAGUGCAGCUGAAGGCCUUGCCUGGCGAUUGGGGCAGCCGCGUGUGGGCAGGCCAUGUCAGCUCUACCAAACAGAAGGCUGAGCAAAGUGCAGCAGAAAUCGCACUGAAGCAGAUCAGCGAGGACACAGAGAUGAUGGCAGAGGCUGCUAAGCCCAAGGGCGCGGGGAAAGGCAAGGGCAAAGGCAAAGGGAAGGGCUUCGGCUUCAUGUGGGGCCCCUGGGACUGGCAGAUGAUGUGGGGCGGAGGGCCUUCUGGGCCCAAUCUCCCGCGCGAGCGGGUUACAGAGGAGCCGGUGAAGGGCGAGGUCCUGGAGUGGAAGGAAAGCUUCGGCUGGCUGAAGUCCAGCGCGCCCAUUGACCACCCCUCGGCAAAGCAGCGCGAGGGGAAGAUCUACGCAAGCAAGAAGGACGUUACGUCGGGAACAAUCGAAACAGGGUCCAGAGUUAGCUUCCACGUGUACAAGGACGCCCAGGGCCUUGGAGCAGAAGAAGUACAGGUGGGCCGACUUGUCACUCAGCGGCUCUGUAGCAUGAACAUGUUCCGAGUGCACGGAGUCCUUCGGAACAAAGAGAAUGCCAAAUGGGCGGAAGGCAUCUCGGGCCUCGAGCUUUUCGAGGCGGACUCUCGAGACGCCCUCGCCCUCCAGGACCCGCUCAGUACUGCGAAUGCAGUGGUUUGCACUACCGGUGUCCCGGCCUUCGGCAUUGCGGGACAGUGGGAAAAGGGCAAUCAUCCAGAAUCCGUAGAUCACUUCGGUGUGAAGAAUGCUGCGCAUGUUUGGUCUGCGGCUUCGGGGCCGAAGCGUCGCUUUGUGCUGAUGUCUUCGAUAGGUGUCACACGGCGCGAUGGGUUUCCGUACAGCAUCCUCAACGGUGGCGGUGUCUUGGAUGCGAAGGCAAAGGGCGAAGCGGCCGUGCGCGAGCUUGCCACACAGCGGGGCUUCGGUGUUACAGUGGUUCGGCCUGGGCAGUUGUUUGGCGGGCCGUAUGACAACAAUCGCUACUUGGGCACACUCUUCCAGCUCGACAAGGACUCCAGCGUUCAGGCUGUGAAACUUGAAGCCGGAGACACUGCGGUGGGCGACACAUUGCGCAGUUCACUCGCUGGCGUCCUCGUACGUAGUCUUUUUUGUGCGGAACCUGACAUGGAGUUUGCAGAGUUACUUCUUGUGUUGAAUGCCGGGAGCAGUUCCUUGAAGUAUGCUCUUUUCAGCAUUGCCGGAGCUCCUGCCCGUUGGAGUCGGGUGGUGCAUGGGCUGGCAGAGGGCAUUGCCACAAAGGCCGAGUGCCGAAUCAAGGAGGAGACGCAUGAGGGCAAAAAAGUCCACAAGGUGGAUCUCCCGGAUCACCGGACGGCUUUGAGCCGCGUUGUUGAUUUGUUGCCUGGCAAAGAUAACAUCAGCUCGGUGGGUCAUCGAGUCGUUCACGGCGGUGAGAGUUUUAAAUCUGCUGCUUUGAUAAACCAGACAGUUAUGCAGGCCGUUCGCAAUGCAACUGUCCUCGCCCCUUUGCACAACCUGUGGAACAUCUUGGGCAUUGAGGUUGCCGAAGAGCUGUUCGGGAGAGACUGCCCCCAAGUGGCUGUUUUUGAUACAGCCUUCCAUCAGACAAUGCCACCUCGUGCAUAUAUGUAUGCUCUCCCUUAUGACCUUUAUAAGACCCACCACAUCCGGAAGUAUGGAUUUCAUGGCACUUCUUACCUUUAUGUGGCAGAGGAGACAUCCCGAGUGCUGAAGAAGCCUUUAGACAAGCUGAACAUCAUUGCAUGCCACGUGGGCAACGGCGCAUCGAUGGCAGCAAUCAAGCAGGGCAGAUGCGUUGACACCACCAUGGGAAUGACUCCUUUAGAGGGCCUCGUCAUGGGCACACGGUGUGGCGACAUUGAUCCAGCUGUGCCUUCCCAUCUCAUUGAGCAGUUGGGAUACUCUGUGAAGGAAGUCAACAACCUGAUGAACAAGGAAUCAGGGUUGCUCGGGCUCUGUGGCCUGUCUGACGACCGGGACGUUGAACAAGAAUACUUUGAGCAGAAGCCACGCGGGACUCUGGCGAAGGAGGUCCAAGUCUACCGGAUGCGCAAAUACUUGGGUGCCUUCAUGGUUGCGCUUGACGGACAGGUUGACGCGCUGGUGUUCACAGGAGGUCUCGGGGAGAAGUCCCACCUGUUAAGGACACUUGUCUGCCAGGGCUUAGAUCGCCUUGGGCUUGAAAUCGUCGAGGAGGCGAACCAAGCGAAGGGCGGCCGCUUCUCUGAGAACACUCGCUUGGACUCUGCGCGCCUCUCAACGCAGAUCUGGGUGAUCCCCACAGAUGAGGAACUCUGCAUUGCUCAGCAAACGCAGAUGAUUGUGUCAAAGGACAUGCUUACGCAGUGA
This is a messenger RNA of Symbiodinium necroappetens, 3162 nucleotides long. The record is from the annotation of a GenBank genome assembly. NCBI's taxonomy places the organism in Eukaryota, Dinophyceae, Suessiales, Symbiodiniaceae.